Molecule: messenger RNA, 3411 nt
Organism: Amaranthus tricolor (Joseph's coat)
Lineage: Eukaryota; Viridiplantae; Streptophyta; Magnoliopsida; Caryophyllales; Amaranthaceae
Exons: 6
Coding region: 623-3001 (792 amino acids)
Source: RefSeq, a predicted model, not a curated record
CUUUUUGAAAAACAACCAAAAAAUAUAAAUAUUUAAUAUUUACAAUUAUUUUUUAUGUAAUUUUUUUUUUGUAUAUGAGAUUUUAGCAAAUCAACAAUUCCCUUUUGAAGAGCACGAGAUGUCUGUCAUAAUGGUGUUGAAAUAAGUAGUAUCUUCCAUGUGUGUUGUUUUUUUUUCUUCUCUAUUAAUUAUUACUUCAAAAUAUUAUUUUUUCUGGGGAAUGAGAAUUUUAAUAUAUCUAUUUUUUUCCCAACAAAUCUUCACAUGAACGACUAAAACCCAGUAAAAAGUAAAAAAAAUUGAGAAAAAUCCCAUGAAAAUAUAAUGGGUUUUAAGAUUUAAGGAGAAACUAGCAUUAUAUCUUGAAAUUGAUUAAUGGGUAGGUUUUAAUUUUUCUGGGUUUUUAGAUUUGAGUAUAGGGUAGCAUUUUCUGCUUGAAAUUGACUAAUGGGUAGCUUUUAUUUCUCAAAUUUACCUUACAUUUACAUCAUCACAUGCAUUUAGAUGUUAGUGGUCCUGAUUUUCCAUAUUCAAAGCUGAAAUCUUAAGAUUUUGUGGAAUUUAGGGUUGUCUUAAUUGCUGUUGAUUAUCUUCAUUGAUUGGAGUUUGCUGGUUGUAAGCAAUGAGAUUAGGUUUUCAACAGAAUGAUGUCGACUCAUCGACUGGGCAAAGUCUCUCUGGUAGUUUCAGAAAAUCAACAUCUGUAUUCGGUGAAGAGGACAGUUCAUCCGGACAAGGCGUAGAUGGAAGCUUCAGGAAAUCGAGGACUGGAUUGCCGCCAAAUAAUCUCGACUUGUAUUCAACACAAAAUUUUGACGAAAGUUUCAGAAAGCCAAAGCCAGGAGUCUGUAAGGGUUCUUCUGGUUUGGCUUCUCUUAAUAAGUUCACUCCUAUCUCGAAAAAGGCCUAUAAAGCACUCAAAGAAACUGCAAGAAACUUAGUUGAUUCCGAACUCUUUAUUCAAAGUCUAGAAGAUUGGAUUUUAGAAAAUUCACUUACCGAUUCCAACCAUGGUGAACAAUAUUCAUUUAACUCACCUUUUCAAACCGAUGAACUCCGCCAGCUUGACUUCGCUUUGGAAGGAACCUUUUUUCAGCAACUUUUCCGAAUGCCAACCUCCUUCUAUAGCUCUAGUGAUCUUAAAGAAGAGGAAUAUUUUGCUUUGGAAGACUUCAUUCACACUAUGGCUGAUGGGUUGUGGCGUACGUUCUGGCAUAAGAAUUCCCCUUCACCAUUUCUUGUGUCUUGUGCUCGUCACCCUCGAUCAAGAUUUUAUUCUCUAGAUAAAGCGAUAUCAAAGGGGAAAGUCGCCGAGCUUUGUGGUGCAGCUUUAAUAGCACGAGGCGAAAAUGACGAAAGUAUUCACUGGGAUCAAGUAGUUCAAUUUUCGUUAUUUAAACCCGAUAUAAUGCUGGGAAAUAAAUUGGGGAUCUCGUUGAAUACUCUAAGUGAAGCCCUUUUCUAUGGCUUUCAUAUACUCGUUUCAAGGAAGUUGAGCAAACGGGCCGAGUUUAAUGAUAAUUCUGUUUUUAUUCUAGUUAUGGAUUCCAAAUUUGGAGCAGUAGUGAAGUUAACCGGUGACGUUCGCCAUCUUGAACUCAACGUAGACAAUCCGUAUCAAGCAGUGGCCGAGUGGAUGAAGAUUCAUUCGGAGGUCAGCGUUUCACCGGUAGAUAGAAUAUGGAAUAAACUAGGAAAUGCCAAUUGGGGAGACUAUGGAACUCUGCAGCUUCUCUUGGCAACUUUCUACUCUAUUGUUCAAUUUGGCGGUUCACCGAGAAGAUCAAUGGCAUCUCUAGCAUCAGAUCACUGCCUCCGUCUUCAGAAACGAAGAAUCGAGUGUCAUCUUUUGGAGACUGAAACAGGGAAACAUUUACAUCACUCUCAAGACUAUAUCCCGCAAGGAGAACGAGAAAUCGUGGAACUCGAGCAUGAAUUUGAUCUGGCUGUGCUACACCAAGCAUCACAUAUGAUGCUUCAAGAGGGUGACAUUAUACAUGUUCAAGAUCAGCAGCUAGGCGAAAAGGGUUUUCAGAUCCAAGAGCCGUUACUUGACGAAAAAUCUUUUUGUUAUAGUGCUAUAUCACUAGAAAAUCCUACUCAGUUGUUGACUCUAUAUAUGGGUGCUCAUCCGUCUAGGCUAGAACCGUCGUGGGAGGAUAUGAGUUUAUGGUACCAAGUACAAAGGCAAACCAAAGUUCUAAACAUCUUCAGGCAAGCAGGAAUUUCGAGCAAAUAUUUACCCGAGAUUGUGACCUCCGGCAAAAUGUUGCAUCCGGGUAGUUGCAAGAAGCAAAACCCGAAUGAGAAGUGUGAUCAUCCUUUGUGUGGAACACCUGUUCUGGUGACAUUUCCUGUUGGGGAGCCUAUUUCAUCUAUUGUGUCUCAAGACGGGCCUUUUUCUUGCGAGGAGGUGAUCCGUUGCUGCAGAGAUUGUUUGGCCGCGUUGAGAAGCUCAAAGAUGGCAAAUGUUCAGCACGGUGACAUUUGCCCCGAAAAUGUGGUGCGUGUUGGUGAUGCUAAUGGCUCAAGCAGUAGCUUCUUUUACGUCCCUGUGUCAUGGGGACGGGCUGUAUUAGAGGAAAGAGAUGGCCCGGCAAUGAAUCUGUUUUUCUCAUCGUCUCAUGCUCUACAACACGGUAAGCUUUGCCCUUCAUCCGAUGUAGAAAGCCUUGUUUAUCUACUCUACUUCUUGUGUGGCGGAAACAUGCAGCAACAAGAUUCGAUAGAAUCUGCCCUUCAAUGGCGGCAAAGGAGUUGGGCUAAGCGACACAUUCAGAGGCACCUCGGUGAAGUUUCAGCGAUUCUGAAGGCGUUUGCUGAUUACGUAGACACCAUUUGUGGGACCCCUUACCCAGUUGACUAUGAUGGAUGGCUAAAACGAUUGGAUAAAGCUGUUAAUGAGUCAGCUGACAAGGGAAAACUAGUAGAUGAGAUGGUCGUUAAUAUAAGAAUCGAGGAUGUUGCUGGUUCUUCAGGCAUCUCCGAAGCUGGUUCAUGACUUGCAUUGCUUGCUCUUGCUACUGUUAUUGUACUUUUUGAGAUUCUAUGAGUUGUUUAUGUACAUUAGGCUCGAAAAUUGCAUCACUCGAUCUCGAAAAACUUAAUUUUGGCUGUACAAUUUGCCUGUUUAAAGUAGAAGCCGGCCCGACCCGACCUGUAUCCGGCCCGUUGCAGUCUAGGUGUGACCUUGUAAUAGUUCAGCAUAUCCCUGCUGAAUGUAGGUUUCUCAAGCUUGGAGAUACAAACUUAGCUUGUAAAUUAGCUAACUAGGCUUAUAUACAAAGAGUAUAUGGCAUCAAGGCUAUUAUUCAACUAUUGAUUUACAUGCAUAUUCAUGUGAAUUGUGAUCAUCAAUAUUGUUGGAAGCUACAAGAUCUUUCUUACGUAAUUCGCUAAUCAGCUUUUACA